GUACACAAAGGACCUCCGGAGGAUCGGUAAAGGUCAAAAAUGACAAGGAAUUUGUGUACGGGAAUCUAGAGCUCAACACACCAGUUUUGCUGUCUCUGUCCAGAUAUUUAAGAAGUGGAGCAAGGGAUUCACUCAAUCAUCCUUCCUGCUCAGACUGUGGGGAAGGAUUCACUGAAUCAUCUGACCAACUGGCACACCCAUCAUUUUGCACAGGGUGGAACGAUUCACCUGAUCAGACAGUGGAAAUGGAAUCACUCGGCCUUCUCAACUGAAGGUACAUCAGCUAGUUCAUACUGGGCAAGGCCAUUCACCUGUUCUGUGGGUGAGGAGGGAUUCAGUCAGUCUUUCCACUUGUGGACACACCAGUCAGUUCACUCUGGGCAGAGGCUGGUCAUCUGUUGAAUUUUGGGGAAGCAUUCACUCGGUCAUCUGACCGAAUGGCUCACCAGCGAGUUCACACCGGGGAGAGGCCGUUCACCUGCUCGGACUGUGGGAAAGGAUUCACUUGCUCAUCUAAACUGAAAUUACAUCAGCGUGUUCACAGUGGGGAGAGGCCGUUCACCUGCUCAGACUGUGGGAAGGGAUUCACUAUGUCAUCUAAUCUGAAGGUACAUCAGAGAGUUCACACUGGAGAGAGGCCGUUCACCUGCUCAGACUGUGGGAAGGGAUUCACUAUGUCAUCUAAUCUGAAGGUGCAUUGGAGAGUUCAUACUGGAGAGAGGCCGUUCACCUGCUCAGACUGUGGGAGGGGAUUUACUUGCUCAUCCAAACUGAAAGUACACCAGCGAGUUCACACUGGGGAGCGGCUGUUCACCUGCCCGGACUGUGGGAAGGGAUUCACUUGCUCAUCCGAACUGAAAGUACACCAGCGAGUUCACACCGGAGAGAGGCCAUUCAUCUGCUCAGACUGUGGGAAGGGAUUCACUCAGUCAUCCCAUCUGAAGGUUCACCAGCGAAUUCACACUGGGGAAAGGCCGUUCAUCUGCUCAGACUGUGGGAAGGGAUUCACUUGCUCAUCCGACCUGAAGGUCCACCAGCGAGUUCACACUGGGGAGAGGCCAUUCAUCUGCUCAGUCUGUGGGAAAGGAUUCAGCUGGUCUUCUCAACUGAAAUCACAUCAGAGAGUUCAUACUGGAGAGAGGCCAUUCACCUGCUCAGACUGUGGGAAGGGAUUCACUGCGUCAUUCCACCUGAAGAUACAUCAGAGAGUUCACACUGGAGAGAGGCCAUUCAUCUGCUCAGACUGUGGGAAGGGAUUCACUCAGUCAUCCCAUCUGAAGGUUCACCAGCGAGUUCACACUGGGGAGCGGCCGUUCACCUGCUUAGACUGUGGGAAGGGAUUCACUUGCUCAUCCGAACUGAAGUUACAUCAGCGAUUUCACACUGGGGAGCGGCCGUUUGCCUGCUCAGACUGUGGGAAGGGAUUCUCUGUUUCAUCCCAGCUACUGAGUCACCAGUCAGUUCACACCGGGGAGAGGCCAUUCAGCUGCUCGGAGUGUGGGAAGGGAUUCACUAUGUCAUCUAAUCUGAAGGUACAUCAGAGAGUUCAUACUGGAGAGAGGCCGUUCACCUGCUCAGACUGUGGGAGGGGAUUUACUUGCUCAUCCAAACUGAAAGUACACCAGCGAGUUCACACUGGGGAGCAGCUGUUCACCUGCCCGGACUGUGGGAAGGGAUUCACUUGCUCAUCCGAACUGAAAGUACACCAGCGAGUUCACACCGGAGAGAGGCCAUUCAUCUGCUCAGACUGUGGGAAGGGAUUCACUCAGUCAUCCCAUCUGAAGGUUCACCAGCGAAUUCACACUGGGGAAAGGCCGUUCAUCUGCUCGGACUGUGGGAAGGGAUUCACUUGCUCAUCCGACCUGAAGGUCCAUCAGCGAGUUCACACUGGGGAGAGGCCGUUCACCUGCUCAGUCUGUGGGAAAGGAUUCAGCUGGUCUUCUCAACUGAAAUCACAUCAGAGAUUUCACACUGGAGAGAGGCCAUUCACCUGCUCAGACUGUGGGAAGGGAUUCACUGCGUCAUUCCACCUGAAGGUACAUCAGAGAGUUCACACUGGAGAGAGGCCGUUCACUUGCUCAGUCUGUGGGAAGGGAUUCACUCAGUCAUCCCACCUAAUGGCUCACCAGCGAGUUCACACUGCGGAACGGCCGUUCACCUGCUUAGACUGUGGGAAGGGAUUCACUUGCUCAUCCGAACUGAAGUUACAUCAGCGAGUUCACACUGGGGAGCGGCCGUUUGCCUGCUCAGACUGUGGGAAAGGAUUCUCUCUUUCAUCCCAGCUACUGAGUCACCAGUCAGUUCACACCGGGGAGAGGCCAUUCAUCUGCUCAGUCUGUGGGAAGGGAUUCAAUUGGUCAUCUCACCUGCAGAGACACCAGUCAGCCCACACGGGGAAAUGGCCAUUCACCUGCUCAGUCUGUGGGAAGGGAUUCACUCAGUCAGCUCAAUUGAAGGUACAUCAGCGAGUUCACACCGGGGAGAGGCCGUUCACCUGCUCAGUCUGUGGGAAGGGAUUCAAUUGGUCAUCUCACCUGCAGAGACACCAGUCAGCCCACACGGGGAAAUGGCCAUUCACCUGCUCAGUCUGUGGGAAGGGAUUCACUUGGUCAUAUAAGCUGAAUAGACAUCAGCGAGUUCACACUGGGGAGAGGCCGUUCACUUGCUCUGUCUGUGGGAAGGGAUUCGCUGAGUCAUCUGAACUGAAGAUACAUCAGCGAGUUCACACUGGGUAGAGGCCGUUCACUUGCUCUGUCUGUGGGAAGGGGUUCGCUGAGUCAUCUGAACUGAAGAUACAUCAGCGAGUUCACACUGGGUAGAGGCCGUUCACUUGCUCUGUCUGUGGGAAGGGAUUCGCUGAGUCAUCUGAACUGAAGAUACAUCAGCGAGUUCACACUGGGUAGAGGCCGAUCUCCUGCUUAGAGUUUGGCAUAAGAUUCUCUCAGCCAAAUCAACCGAAUGUGCAUCAUUGAGUUCACACUGGGGAGAGGCUUUUCACCUGCUGUGAAUGUGGGAAGCGAUUCACUCAGUCAUCUAACCAUAUGCAACUCUCACUUCGGCUAGCAGCUUAACUUUUAGAGUGAUAGCUCCCCAACCCAGCCAACUUAAGAAAUCUCAUUUGGUUGGAUGCUUCAUGAUGUGUCCCGUUCCAAAUCAGUACACUGAAAUAACAAACUGUACACAAUAUGUGAUUAAACAAUUGAGAUUUAUAAUUCCUACUUAGACUAUAGGUUUAGUAAAGAAAACAAAAAGAAAGAAAAAGGGCCCACUCUCUCCAUUCACAUCUUCUCAUUUCUCCCCAGCAAAAGGUGGUGAAAUUCUCUCUUCCAGACUCACAGGAAAGAACAACAUUUCUGCCAUUGGAGAGCCCCGCACUCCCAAACCCUGUUAUCUCUAGUCAUAACCUAAACAUUGUUGCUGCAGAGAAACAAUUACCUUAGCAGUGAAACAUUACAUAGAGGCCAUUACAGUAGCCGUGAAACCUUGCAGCAUGUUAUACUUGUGACUCACCGCCGGGUUCACACUGGGCAGGAAGUUUCAAUAAGCUGUAUGCUGGAUAUUUCUCCAUCACCAUUGCUGAAUGCGAUUUCAAGACUGACUGUUGGUGCUGAACUCUGCAAUUAUUGCUGCUGCUCACCACACCCAGUUCUGCACCCUGGUCACUGGGCAUGGGAGGAGUUUCUUCUGCUGCACAUUCUCCUUUAAUGGGACUGGAGUUUAAUAUUCUGCAUCUGAGACAAAUAAAUCAGUUCUAUUUUAAA
Molecule: messenger RNA, 3761 nt
Organism: Hypanus sabinus (Atlantic stingray)
Lineage: Eukaryota; Metazoa; Chordata; Chondrichthyes; Myliobatiformes; Dasyatidae
Product: zinc finger protein 850-like
Exons: 2
Coding region: 438-2735 (765 amino acids)
Biological process (GO): regulation of DNA-templated transcription
Molecular function (GO): RNA polymerase II cis-regulatory region sequence-specific DNA binding; DNA-binding transcription factor activity, RNA polymerase II-specific
Source: RefSeq, a predicted model, not a curated record